AUGGCCGCCCCGCCCCCCGGCUUCGCCAUUAUUGCGCACCGCGGCGACUCCGACGCCGCCCCCGAGAACACAUUCGCCGCCUUCGACCUGGCGCUGUCCCGCGGCUUCCCCGCGUUUGAAACCGACGCCCAGCUGUCGGCGGACGGCGCCGCGGUGCUGCUGCACUGCGAGGAGCUGGGGCGCACCUGCGAUGGGGCUGGCGACGUCGCGGGCACCUCGCUGGACGCCUUGAAGCAGCUGGACGCCGGAUCGUGGUUUUCGCCCCAGUUUGCGGGAGCUUAA
Monoraphidium neglectum is the source of this 282-nucleotide messenger RNA. RefSeq names its product glycerophosphoryl diesterphosphodiesterase. Bases 1 to 282 code for a protein of 93 amino acids. Gene Ontology annotation, molecular function: phosphoric diester hydrolase activity. The transcript is spliced from 2 exons. Lineage: Eukaryota; Viridiplantae; Chlorophyta; Chlorophyceae; Sphaeropleales; Selenastraceae. The record is from RefSeq and is a predicted model, not a curated record. Gene Ontology annotation, biological process: lipid metabolic process.